AUGGAGGGAGUGUUCAUUCGAAGUCAUUGUGAUAAAGAAGAUCAAGUCAUGUUUGCCACGGGGCAACUUUUACGAGGGGCUAAAGAUUGGUGGGAUACGUAUAGUAAAGAGAUCGGCGAGGAUAAAGUUCAAACUUUGACUUGGGAUAGGGAAAUUGAGCUAAAGAGACAGGCUGAACGCGAGGAGAAAAGGCAAGUUGAGAAAGGAUCAACACAAGGUUCUUCCAAGAAACCUAAGACACACGAUCAAGGAAAGAAAGACGAUUCUAAAGGAGGGUUUCCUCGAUGUAAAACGUGUGGAAAACCCCAUUCGGGAGAAUGCUUAUUGGGGAAGAAAGGAUGUUACAACCGCGGGCAAGAAGGGCAUCCUUAUUAUAAUUGCCCAAAUCCCAAGAGGGUAUGCUACAACUAUAAUGAAUCGGGCCAUGUGAAGGCUGAAUGCCCAAAACUCAAACAAGGAGUGAAGAAAGAAGGAAGAUACGGCUAA
Molecule: messenger RNA, 486 nt
Organism: Helianthus annuus (common sunflower)
Lineage: Eukaryota; Viridiplantae; Streptophyta; Magnoliopsida; Asterales; Asteraceae
Exons: 2
Coding region: 1-486 (161 amino acids)
Molecular function (GO): nucleic acid binding; zinc ion binding
Source: RefSeq, a predicted model, not a curated record